Molecule: messenger RNA, 2037 nt
Organism: Ruditapes philippinarum (Manila clam)
Lineage: Eukaryota; Metazoa; Mollusca; Bivalvia; Venerida; Veneridae
Exons: 4
Coding region: 607-1572 (321 amino acids)
Source: RefSeq, a predicted model, not a curated record
UUAAGGAAAACAAUACAGUUUAUAUUUGUAACAUAGAUCAAUGCUGAAUGAACAGAUGUUAAUAUGUGUGUAUAUAUAUGGAUAUAUGAAUUAAAUACAGUAUGUGUGUAUGAGAAAAUAUAUCGGUUGAUAUUAUACUAUGAGACUUUAAAAUAUGCCACGUCACGAAAAUAGCUUACACUGCACUGUAGUGAAUUCCUUAUUAAAAUUAUAAAAGGGAGUAACCUAGAAAAGUAUUGAUAAAAGUUGAUAAAUAGACUAAAGUGAGACGGAAAAUUAAAACUGUUUAUAUCUUUGGAUUUCUAAUAAGCCACACAUAGGUUUAGAUAACGUGAUGUUAUUGUCCGGAAACAAAUUAUUUUAAGUGCAGGAUAGAAAAAGGGAUCUAACGUAACCUAUAGAACGUCUAGUAUUGGUAGAGGAUAUAUUUGAAGUAUAAUGUUGGAAAUACACUGUUUGGAUUUUGGAGUUAUCAAAACACAUUGAUAUAUAUCAAAGAUGACCGAUAUAAAAAUAAGCUGUUAAGGAUAGAGGAAGGCACUGGCUGAGUUAGGACUUAAACAUAGGCGCCUGCAAUGUCCCUUUCAUGGAAAUGAAUAAAUAACAAUGACCAGCAAACAUAAAGACAGGAAGAUGAAAAGAAUCGAAGAGGAAGGUCAAGAAAAUGGAAUCCGGCUGCACAGAACAAAUUGUGAUUCGUUAUAUAGAUGGUCAAUGUGGCGGAUGUAUCUGAACGAGGAAUUAUCUCGCGUGAUCACCGCGAGACAAGACAAUCAUGACUACUCACAUUCUCUAACUAGUAUUACUGCGCCCUAUAUCAGACAUCCAGACGGACUGAAACAUGGCAAUCACAUGAAAAGACUGUACAGACGAAAUAUAAGUCACUCAGGUACCAGUGGAGAUAUACUGCCGGACAAUGUGUAUCUUGUGUACGGUUUACCGCGGGUCUCUUUAAGUAAACGUAUUCCGGAAGGUGUUCAAAAGUUACACGACUCUAUUCAUGAACUAGAUCUUCUGCAAAUGCAACGAGAAAAACGGUCCGAAGACCUUAUUGGUACAGACGAACAAAUUUCUAAACUAUUUGACUUUGUAUCGUCUAAUGAAAUUGACCAUAGCAAUCAGCAAAGCGAUAAACGUCAUGACCAAACUGAAGUAUACCAACAUGACAACAAUGCUAAUGUUAAUGAUACUAAUCGACUUGUACAAAAUCAAAAUGUUACCAAUACAAAUGACGGUGAUACAGUUGAGAUUGACGUUCUUUCAAAUGGCAAUACAAAAACUGAAGAUGGGCGCAAUAUCAAUUUAACAACAAAAAGUGACAGACAUAUUCCACCAGUUAGUAAAAGUCGUCUGUUUUGGGAAAGGUUGGCAAAUAAAAAAACAGAAAUAAUCGAUAUGGAAAAUGACAAAGCAGGCGUGAAAGAAAAUAAUGAAUAUACCGUUAUUUCAGACGAAAUUCUCCAAAAACAACAGAAGCUUUUGAAGAAGCCUCUUCCGAAACGAACAAGUAGAGACCUUUGGCGCACAUUGAGAGAAAGGAAAGGACAGAGAUAUUACAACUCCGCGAGAUGAGUUCUGGCCAGACCAACGAGCAAAGAAAUAUCACAAAUCCAGUGAGAAGACGUGAGAGUAGGACAAGUCAACUUUGGGGCUUUAUUUUUCAUAAAAAGAAAGAACUGGUCCAUAUGAAACGUGGACAUAAGGUACCAAGUAGCGAUGUUUCAAAAACACAAAAUGGACACGUAAAGAAGGAACAAAUGGCGGUUUCGAACGAGUCCAAAGUAAAUAUUUCACCGCGUAACUUUGAAGAUUCGUUUCAAAAAGAACUAGCAGAGAAAUUGAGAAGACGACGUGACAAUAUGCUACCUGCAUCUGAUAAUUCAUGAUAUAUAAGUAACAAUGUUGUCUUUGUAACUAAUAUAUGUAACUAUGUGUAAAAUAAUGUCUUCCUUUAAACCUUCUGAGUGUUAUUUAUGAAUAGUAUCAUAUUUGUUACUGUAAUGGAAGGUUGACUUAAUUCAUUCUCCAACAGUAUUC